Molecule: messenger RNA, 2211 nt
Organism: Prunus avium (sweet cherry)
Lineage: Eukaryota; Viridiplantae; Streptophyta; Magnoliopsida; Rosales; Rosaceae
Source: RefSeq, a predicted model, not a curated record
AUGGAAGUUCUCAAAUUUCUCCUUCUUUUGUUGUUUGCAGCAACAGUUGAUUGGAGUGAAGCAGGGUUGCCUAGCUUAAGGCAGGGGAGCUCCUUGAAAGUUGAGGAAGAGAUUGACUUCUUGGUUUCACCAAAUGGAACUUUCUCCAGUGGAUUUUACAAGGUUGGCACCAAUGCCUCUUGUUAUUCAAUAUGGUUCACCAAUUCUGUCAAUAAAACAGUUGUCUGGAUGGCUAACAGAGAUAAUCCUGUUAGUGGAAGAGGGUACAAGCUAACUCUCCACAGAAAUGGCAACUUGGUUUUGACUGAUGGGGUUGGAUCAAUUGUAUGGUCAACCAACACUUUCUCUGAUGCAGGCGUGGAGGCUCAGCUUCUUGAGACCGGAAACUUGGUGUUGAUCAACCAAUCAAAGGAGGUCCUCUGGCAGAGUUUUGAUUCUCCUACAGAUACUCUUCUACCAUCACAGGAACUUGUCAGGAACACAACCUUGGUGUCCAUGAGAAGUCAAGGUACAUACUUAUCUGGAUUCUAUAACUUCAAAUUCGGUGAUAGUAAUGUCUUAUAUCUCGUUUACAAUGGCCCUCAAUUUUCGAGUGCUUAUUGGCCAAUGCCAGGUGUAAAUGUUUUUGACUUUGGUAGAACACCUUACAAUAGCUCUAGAGUAGCAAUUUUGGAUGGGGUUGGAGAAUUUAUAUCAAGUGACGGUUUGGUGUUUAAUGCAUCUGAUUAUGGGUUUGGUCCAAAGCGUCGUUUAACACUGGAUUAUGACGGCAUGUUAAGAUUGUACAGUCUAGAUGAAUCAACAGGGCUUUGGGAAGUCUCAUGGUUGCCUGAUGCUGUUGGUGUUUGCCUGGUUCAUGGCUCGUGUGGUGAAUACAGUUUGUGCACUUACAAACCACUACCUACUUGUACUUGCCCUUAUGGUUUCUCCCUAAACGAUCCUUCAGAUAAGUCAAAAGGCUGCUCACCUUCGUUCAAUUUGACUCUUGAUGCAAACAAGUUGGACUUUAUGGAGCUUACUAACUCAGAUUACUAUGGAUUUGACUUGGAUACCUAUGCUCCUAGAGUUUCUUUUGAAGCAUGCAGGAAUGCGUGCCUAUAUGAUUCAAGAUGCAAAGGAUUUGGAUAUGCUUUGGAUGGAAGAGGACAAUGUUUCCCCAAAAGUUUUCUCCGUAAUGGAUUUCAUAUUUUAUGCUUUGCAAUAAUUGAAGCAAUCUGCAUUGGUUUGACAUGGUGGUACGCCUUCCGAAAGCAUGCUCAUGAGGAAUUUGUGAAUAUGGGUUACAUCGCAUUAGCCAUGGGAUUCAAGCGUUUCACGUACGCAGAACUAAAAAGAGCCACCGAUGGCUUUAAACAGGAGGUAGGAAAAGGUGGUUUUGGAACUGUGUAUAAAGGUGUUCUAGAAGAUGAAAGAGUUGUUGCUGUGAAGAGACUAGAUGGCAUCUUGCAAGGAGAUGCAGAGUUUUGGGCAGAGGUGAGUGUGAUAGGGAAUAUCAAUCACAGGAACUUGGUUAAACUAUGGGGUUUCUGUGCGGACAAUGAGCAUAAGCUGCUCGUCUACGAGUACCUGGAGAAUGGAUCACUGGACAAAAUCUUGUUCACAUCAGAUGGGGAACUAGGAUUGGAGCAGAGAUACAACAUUGCUCUUGGCACAGCAAAGGGUUUGUCAUAUUUACAUGAGGAAUGCCUAGAAUGGGUGCUCCAUUGUGAUGUAAAGCCUCAAAACAUACUGUUAGAUGACCACCUUGAACCUAAAGUGGCAGACUUUGGCAUGUCAAAGCUAUUCAAAGACAUCCAUGGCAUCAGGGACAUCGAUGGGAUGGGAAUUUCGAAAGCGCGAGGCACCAGAGGCUAUAUGGCUCCAGAGUGGAUGAUGAACCUGAAAAUUGAUGCAAAGGCAGAUGUCUAUAGCUAUGGGAUUGUUUUGUUGGAACUACUGAGUGGAAAAAGUGCUUCUAUUCUCGUUGCAGCUCUUGCCGAAGAGUACAAUGAAUGCAACCAAUUGGCACAAUGUGUGACUGAAAAGAUCAGAGAAGAAGGGCUUGAGGAAGUGCUUGAUCCUAGACUACUUGGUGAACUCGAUAAGAAGAAGCUCGAAACAUUGAUGAAAGUUGCUCUACUGUGUGUUCAAGAUGAUCGCAGUGCAAGGCCAGCCAUGAGUAAGGUUGUGGAGCUUCUACUUGAAAAUGAUGAGUAAAGGCCAGAUGAAGAA